Messenger RNA from Galleria mellonella (greater wax moth), 1894 nucleotides. It is a transcript of the gene CCT6, whose product is annotated as T-complex protein 1 subunit zeta. Gene Ontology annotation, biological process: protein folding. The record is from RefSeq and is a predicted model, not a curated record. Bases 123 to 1718 code for a protein of 531 amino acids. Gene Ontology annotation, cellular component: chaperonin-containing T-complex. NCBI's taxonomy places the organism in Eukaryota, Metazoa, Arthropoda, Insecta, Lepidoptera, Pyralidae. Gene Ontology annotation, molecular function: ATP-dependent protein folding chaperone; ATP binding; ATP hydrolysis activity. The transcript is spliced from 6 exons.
CACUCUCAACUAAUCUGUGAUACUGAUUCUGGAACUAACUUUUAGCUCGGGAAAUUUUGUCCUUUUAUUUGUAGACUUCUCUAGUUUCAAUAAAUUUAUAUAUUUCUUAAAUAUUUUUCGAUAUGGCUGCAAUUAGUUUACUAAACCCUAAAGCUGAAUUUGCUAGAGCUGCACAAGCGUUAGCUGUAAAUAUAUCUGCAGCAAAAGGAAUCCAAGAUGUAAUGAAAACUAACCUCGGUCCGAAAGGCACAAUGAAAAUGUUAGUGUCCGGUGCAGGUGAUAUAAAAAUAACAAAAGAUGGGAAUGUGUUGUUACAUGAGAUGCAAAUUCAACAUCCCACUGCAUCACUCAUUGCACGCGCUUCCACAGCUCAAGAUGAUGCCACUGGUGAUGGUACUACAUCUACAGUCUUACUGAUUGGAGAGUUGUUGAAGCAAGCUGACAUUUAUAUUAGUGAAGGUUUACAUCCCAGAAUUAUCACUGAAGGCUAUGAUGUAGCCCGAUCCAAAGCACUGGAAAUUUUGGAAUCUAUGAAAAUACCCAUUGACAUUAAACGUGAGAAUUUACUUGACGUAGCUCGAACAUCCUUGAAAACAAAGGUACACCCAAGUUUGGCGAAUGUGCUUACUGAUGCAUGUGUGGAUGCAGUUCUUGCAAUUCGCACCCCAGAUAAACCUGUCGACUUGCAUAUGGUUGAACUAAUGGAGAUGCAGCAUAAGACUUCUACAGAGACUACACUUAUUCGAGGCUUGGUACUAGAUCAUGGAGGCCGACACCCAGAUAUGCCAAAACGCGUAGAAAAUGCAUACAUCCUUACUUGCAAUGUUUCUCUUGAAUAUGAGAAGACAGAAGUUAACUCUGGUUUCUUCUACAAAUCAGCUGAAGACAGGGAGAAACUUGUUGCAGCUGAGAGGGAAUUUAUUGACCAGCGUGUUAAGAAAAUUAUUGCUUUGAAGAAGAAAUUGUGUGAUGGUACUGACAAAACAUUUGUUGUCAUAAAUCAAAAGGGCAUUGACCCACUUUCCUUAGAUGCUUUUGCUAAGGAAGGCAUCAUGGCUCUGCGGCGCGCCAAGAGGCGUAAUAUGGAGCGUCUCGCUUUGGCAUGUGGUGGUGUUGCCAUGAAUUCAGUAGAAGAUCUUAAUGAAGAAAGCUUGGGUUAUGCCGGUCUGGUCUAUGAGCAUAUACUUGGAGAGGAUAAAUUCACAUUUGUUGAACAGUGCAAGAAUCCACUUUCUGUAACAAUUCUAAUUAAAGGCCCUAAUAAGCACACCCUUACUCAAAUUAAGGAUGCCGUUCGCGAUGGCCUUCGGGCAAUAAACAACGCAAUCGAAGACAAGUGCGUGAUACCCGGCGCUGGCGCCUUUGAGAUCAAAGCUAAUAUGGAGCUGCAGAAAUAUAAAGACACUGUUAAAGGAAAAGCCCGUUUGGGUAUCCAGGCUUACGCUGAAGCCUUGUUGGUUAUACCCAAAACUCUUUCUGUCAACUCUGGCUAUGAUGCUCAGGAUACUAUUGUUAAGCUUCAAGAAGAAGCUCGCUUGAAUCCUGACCCCAUUGGCCUAGAUUUGAGCACCGGUGAGGCAAUAAAACCAACAGAUGUUGGUAUAAUUGACAAUUAUAUUGUAAAGAAGCAGAUUCUUAAUUCUUGUUCCGUGAUAGCUAGCAAUCUUCUUCUAGUUGAUGAAAUUAUGAGAGCGGGCAUGAGCAGCCUCAAAGGAUAAUUUUAUAAUACGUUCCAUUAUGAAUUAAAAAAAUAUGCUUGAUUUUAUAAGUAUUAUGCAUUAAUUCUGUCUUCACUUUAAUGUUGCAACUUUGCAUUAUAACUUUUAAUAUCACAAUGUAUGUGGUGAAAUACUUACAACAUUAAUAGUUUUAAUAAUAAAAAAAAGUACUAAUA